GAAGAAAACCUCAAAAACCUCAUCAUAAUUUCGUUUAGUAAAGAGCUACCUUCUAUAUAUUCAAUAUAUUACAUAUUCAAGAUAUUUUUUCAAGUUCACCGUACCCAGUUUUCACUGUACCCGCAUUGUAAACAAAAGAACAGCUGAGCGAGCGGUGAGUGUGUCGCUGUGUGUGAGUGUAGCUUUUGCGUUGUGAAAAAUCCACAGAAAGAUAAGCGGAAAAAGUUGCCAGCACAAGCAGAAAAAAUACGAAAAAAAUUCCAAGUCCAAGUCCAAGGGAAAGAGACCUAGACAGAGUCACAAUCUCACGUAUCCGACAGAUACGAAAAUCCAAAAUAAUCCAAGCCCAAACCAUUCCGUUGAAAUACUUCAAAGUGAGUACAUCUUACCCACCACAAUGCUACCGGACGAAUGGGCGGAUAAACGGAUCCUGGUCAAGUGCGGCGGCUUCUCGUCCCAACUGGCCAAGAAUGUCACCGAGGAGGUGGACGGUGAUCCGUUGUGGGGCUCGCGUUUCGAUGCCACCAACCCGGGGGCUGUGGUCCAGACGCAUCUGGAUUUCUUGCGCAGCGGCGCCGACAUCAUCCUGACCAACACCUAUCAGUCCAGCGUGGAGGGAUUCACCAAGUACCUGGGACUCACCGAGGCCGAGGGCAUCAAGCUGAUGGAGACGAGUGUCGCUUUGGCCAAAAAGGCCAAGGAGCAGUAUCUGCGGGCGACGGGAGUGGAGGAAUCCUCGACUUUCCCCUUAGUUUUGGGCUCUAUUGGACCCUAUGGCGCCUGCCUGCACGAUGGCUCCGAGUAUUCCGGCAACUAUGCCAACCGGGUCACCAAGGACGAGUUAAAGGAGUGGCACAAGACAAGGAUUUGGUCAUGUGUAUCGGCUGGCGUUUAUGGUUUGGCCCUGGAGACAUUACCAUGUCAGUUGGAGGCGGAGGCAGUCACGGAAUUUGUCAUUGAUCUCUGUGUGAAGACCACUUUCUGGGUGUCCUUUCAGUGCAAGGAUGAAUCUCAUCUGGCCAGUGGUGAAUCCUUUGCAACAGCAGGCCUCGCCAUCUGGCGUUUGGUCAAGAGCCGAAAGGCCGAGGAUCGAUUCCUGGGCAUCGGCGUGAACUGUGUGAAUCCUCAGUUUGUGACACCGCUGCUGACAUCCCUCAUUGAGGCCGUGGGAGCGGAUGAACGUCCUCCUUUGGUGGUCUACAGCAACCGCGGCGAGAUCUACGAUGCCGAGCUGGGCGAGUGGACGGGCACCGGCGAACAGGUGGCCAAGUUUGUACCCGAAUGGCUUAACCUGGGCGUUCGCAUCGUCGGCGGCUGUUGCCGGGUCUAUCCGGCGGAUGUGCUGGAGAUCCGCAAGUGCGUCGAUAGCUACAAACUAGACCCGUAAUCGGUCAGCCAACUGAUAGCCGCUGCUGUUGCUGUUUGUUAUUAAACUGUGAAAGCCGUUUCGUGUGACUAGAACUGGACCUAGACCUAUAUAGUUUUGCUAAAUACAUAGUUUUUCGUA
This is a messenger RNA of Drosophila serrata, 1507 nucleotides long. RefSeq names its product Betaine-homocysteine S-methyltransferase (gene Bhmt). Lineage: Eukaryota; Metazoa; Arthropoda; Insecta; Diptera; Drosophilidae. The record is from RefSeq and is a predicted model, not a curated record. Gene Ontology annotation, molecular function: S-adenosylmethionine-homocysteine S-methyltransferase activity; zinc ion binding. Gene Ontology annotation, biological process: S-methylmethionine cycle.